Messenger RNA from Racocetra persica, 263 nucleotides. Lineage: Eukaryota; Fungi; Glomeromycota; Glomeromycetes; Diversisporales; Gigasporaceae. The record is from the annotation of a GenBank genome assembly.
ACCUCUCAACUCAAGGUCAAAUUCAUUACAAAGCGAAAUUCUUCCCCUUAGAACCUCUUCCAAAACCGACUCAUGAUUUUCUUGCCAAUCUUAAGGAGAAACCUUUUGAUCUUUCAACAUUAUAUGUUCUUAUUACAUUACAAGCUCCAAACGGUGGUUUUCCUCCUUCCGUUGCAUUAGCCAAUCUAUUUGGUUACGACUCGCAAGAAUCUCUUUUAAAAUUAUAUAAACAUCAAUACCGUGAAGAGCGAUUACAAAAUUGA